Messenger RNA from Puntigrus tetrazona (Sumatra barb), 1529 nucleotides. RefSeq names its product calcitonin gene-related peptide-like. Gene Ontology annotation, cellular component: extracellular region. The transcript is spliced from 4 exons. The record is from RefSeq and is a predicted model, not a curated record. Lineage: Eukaryota; Metazoa; Chordata; Actinopteri; Cypriniformes; Cyprinidae. Gene Ontology annotation, molecular function: hormone activity; calcitonin receptor binding. Bases 473 to 880 code for a protein of 135 amino acids.
UGAUAACUGAUGAUGAGACGUGAUCUGGUGUUGCGCUGUGAAGCUCUGACCAGCAGAUGGCUGCACGGAUCCCUGAGAUGCAACAGCUGCGGAUGUCGGUAAAGCAUAUCGAUCUAGCAGUAUGUUUAUUCAGAGCAUUUAUUCAAUUUAAGCUCAACAAAUGACCUGAAUGUAGAUGCGAGCGCAGAUAUCGAGGGCUUCAAAUGGACAUGAGUUUACUGAAUGGAGCACUUAGUGGCUCAACAAUGACGUUUAGACAUUAUCUGUGUGCCAGAACCACAAUUGGCUGACUGCUGCCAGUCUGUCUGAUGAUUGGCCGAAAGGAGAUAAUUAAACACCUACACAGAUAAGGCACAACUCCUCAAUGUGAAUAUAUAGGGGCUUGACCGCAGAAGCUGCACACAGUAGUAUCACGGCGGCCGUCGAGUUCGGAGAACCGAUAGUUUUAUCAAAGAAGCAAGACAAGGGCACCAUGUUUAUGUUGAAGAUCUCCACCUUCCUCAUCGCUUAUGCCACAGUCGUGUGUCAGAUGUACAGCUCGAACGCUGCCCCGGCGAGACCUGUCUCAGAAUCUCUGACAGACAGAUUUGCGCUCAUGGACUACGAAGCACAAAGAUUAUUGAGUGCCAUAUUCAAAAACGUAGUGCAGAUGACAGCGGAGGAGCUGGAGCCGCCGAACGAAGACAGCAGCCAGGGCAGAUUCCUGUCCAAGCGCUGCUCCAAUCUCAGCACCUGCGUGCUGGGCAAACUCUCCCAGGAGCUGCACAAAUUACAAACGUUCCCGCAGACGGACGUGGGUGCCGGUACGCCCGGCAAGAAACGCAGCCUGCUCGAGGGCAAUCAGUUCACGAGCUACGAAGAAACAUUUAACGCCAUCUAACCCUAACUGUGUGCAUGUGGAUUCUGCCUGCUUGACUGACCGCACACAAACGACUGGUUGCGUUGGUCUUUACCUUUCUUUCUUUCUUUUGGCAGAGAAAGGCAUGUUAAAAAUCUAGAUGAAAAUCUUCAAAUUCAGGAUUUUUUUUGUGCAUUUUACACAUGCCUCUUGAAUAAGUGAAUACAUGUAUUAUAAAGGUAAAGCUAUUAAUAAUCUAAUAAUAAAUUAAAAAAACAGUAUGAUUUCUUGAAAGUGUUAAAAUCCAAUAAAGUUAUUUUUAUAUCAGGAACUCUUAUUUUGUCAAAUUACUAGUCACGUUCAUUUUCAUGUGCAUGUUAUCAAUGAGUGCCUCUACAAAUAAACAUCAAAUGCAUCAAGAUUUCUGCAGGUAAGACGUCUGUGAAUGUGCUCAAAUAAUAAGAUGGUGUAACGUCUAUCUGUGAAUAAUGCGUUGAAGCACUGUGCUGUGAGUGGGUAACAGAAGCAGCUCUCGCUCUGUGUUGAAGCAAGCAGAAGCGCGCCUGUAACACAGCCACGUGUGUCACUCACCGUCUGGCAGACUUCCUCAGCCGCUCCGGAGGAAUGGGCAACAGCAACUUCGUCCCGACUAACGUGGGCUCCCAAGCGUUCGGCCGUCGGAGGAGAAGCU